This is a messenger RNA of Spinacia oleracea (spinach), 1488 nucleotides long. Its product is annotated as probable aldo-keto reductase 2. Gene Ontology annotation, cellular component: cytoplasm. Bases 187 to 1212 code for a protein of 341 amino acids. Lineage: Eukaryota; Viridiplantae; Streptophyta; Magnoliopsida; Caryophyllales; Amaranthaceae. The transcript is spliced from 5 exons. The record is from RefSeq and is a predicted model, not a curated record.
UUCAUCCAUUACGCAAACCUUUCUCUUCAAUAGUCAAAGUUUCUUUUUGAGAAGAGUCAAAGUUUUUGCCAUAACUACAAUUCUACAAAUACUCCCCCCACUAAACACACUCAAUUACUGAAUUUUCUCUCUUCUCUUCUUACCAACACCCCCAAACAGAGACCAAAAACCAGAGAGAUUCAAAAGAUGGCCGGUGUUAGGAGGAUUAAGCUUGGUUCACAGGGUCUAGAAGUUUCUGCACAAGGUCUAGGAUGCAUGGGAAUGUCCGCCUUCUAUGGCCCACCCAAGGCUGAAGAAGACAUGAUCCCACUUAUUCAACAUGCAAUCAGCUCCGGUAUUACCUUCCUUGAUACUUCUGAUAUUUAUGGACCUCAUACUAAUGAGGUUCUCCUUGGAAAGGCAUUGAAAGGAGGAUGGAGAGAGAAAGUUGAAUUGGCUACAAAAUUUGGCAUCAAAUUUACAGAUGGGAAAGGAGAGAUUCUCGGUGAUCCUGCAUAUGUAAGGGCUGCCUGUGAGGGAAGCUUGAAGCGACUUGAUAUCGAUUGCAUUGACCUUUAUUAUCAACAUCGUAUUGAUACCAAACUUCCAAUUGAAGUCACGAUGGGAGAACUGAAGAAACUGGUUGAGGAGGGGAAAAUCAAGUACAUUGGUCUAUCUGAAGCAUCAGCAUCAACCAUCAGAAGAGCACAUGCAGUUCACCCCAUAACAGCAGUCCAGAUUGAAUGGUCCUUGUGGACAAGGGAUGUGGAGGAAGACAUAGUUCCGACCUGUAGGGAACUUGGAAUUGGAAUAGUCGCAUACAGUCCUCUAGGAAGGGGCUUUUUCUCUUCAGGGCCCAAGAUGACAGAGAACUUCACAAAAGAGGACUACCGGCAGCAUAUGCCAAGGUUCAAAUCCGAGAAUAUUGAGCAUAACAAACAUAUAUUUGAGCGGGUCAGUGAAAUAGCGACCCGAAAAGGAUGCAGCCCGGGACAAUUAGCACUUGCAUGGGUCCAUCAACAGGGAGAUGAUGUGUGUCCCAUCCCCGGAACCACUAAGAUCGAGAACCUCAACCAGAAUAUUGGAGCCUUAUCUGUGAAAUUAACUCCAGAAGAGAUGGGUGAGCUAGAAUCCUUAGCAUCAGAUGACAGUGUUAAGGGUGAUAGAUAUGGAGGUUUAUCUACUACAUGGAAGAAUUCAGACACUCCACCUUUGUCCUCAUGGAAACCUUAAUGAAGAUGGUGCAUCCUAUUUUCUUCGGCGUUGUCGAUUUGGUGUUGGUGUUAUAUUCUUCUCAUUGACUGUUGUGUUGUAAUUCUGUAAAACAAUGCUCUAAAUGAUUAUGUUUUGUCAUGAACAUAAGUAGUUUUUCAUAUUCAUACAGUGAACUUUAACGUUUCACUUCUUAUCUUGUUACACUGGGUUUUCUUAUUUUUCAGUUGUUCUAGUUGAAGUUGUAUUAAUAUCUUUUGUCUCAAUAAAAAAGAAUAAUAUCUUCACGAAUGUUAA